Molecule: messenger RNA, 2491 nt
Organism: Microstroma glucosiphilum
Lineage: Eukaryota; Fungi; Basidiomycota; Exobasidiomycetes; Microstromatales; Microstromataceae
Product: putative LYS4-homoaconitase precursor
Exons: 2
Coding region: 60-2318 (752 amino acids)
Biological process (GO): L-lysine biosynthetic process
Molecular function (GO): homoaconitate hydratase activity; 4 iron, 4 sulfur cluster binding
Source: RefSeq, a predicted model, not a curated record
CGACAGAGGUUUGCUUCACCUUGACGCUGACUCUACCAAACACCUACUCACUCUCAACCAUGCUUCCUCGCUCGCCGCUCUUGAAGCGGUCUCUGCGGCUCUCGAAGCCCACGGCUUCUGCUUCGGCGCGCCUGCUCGCGACCCACACCUCACUGCCCGCCUCCGACUUGCCACAGUCCUUCAUCGAGAAGAUCGUGCAGAAGUAUGCAGUCGACCUCAACCCUGGCCAGAAGGUCCAGGCCGGCGACUACCUCAGCGUGAGACCGCAGCAGGUCAUGACUCACGACAACACUGGUCCCUGCAUUUCAAAGUUCCGCUCGAUUGGCGCGACAAAGAUCUACAAUCCUUCUCAAGUCGUCUUUGCCCUCGAUCACGAUGUGCAGAACAAAUCGGAAGCCAACCUGAAGAAGUACUCUCGCAUUGAGUCCUUUGCUCGCGAGCAAGGCAUCGACUUCUACCCUGCAGGAAGGGGUAUCGGCCACCAGGUCAUGAUUGAGGAGGGCUAUGCCUUCCCUCAGACAUUAGCCGUGGCAUCCGACUCUCACAGCAACAUGUACGGAGGCGUGGGAUGCGUUGGUACACCAGUCGUGAGGACAGACGCCGCUGCUAUCUGGGCUACGGGUCAGACAUGGUGGCAGAUCCCAGAGGUGGUCAAGGUUGAGCUCUCGGGUGACCUACCCAAAGGGGUGACCGGCAAGGACGUCAUCGUUGCGCUCUGCGGAUACUUCAACGAGGAUCAAGUGCUCAAUGCAGCUAUCGAAUUCACCGGCUCCGGAGUCUCGAAGCUCUCCGUAGACGAGCGUCUGGCGAUCUCAAAUAUGACGACGGAAUGGGGAGCUCUCGCCGGAGUGUUCGCGGUGGACGACGUGACCCUCUCCUGGUACGAGCGCCACAUCCGAAAGCUGGACAAGCUGAAUUUCCAGAUGGGCAGCUCUCCCUCUCACACAGACAACCAUCCUCGUCUGAACAUGCAACGCCUCGAUGACUUAUCAAAGAACCUGAUCAGGCCGGAUCAGGAUGCGUACUACUCCAAGCAUCUCAAACUUGACCUUUCCACUCUCGCUCCUCACGUAUCAGGCCCCAACUCGGUCAAGAUCUCGACGCCGCUCUCCGAGCUGAGCCAACAGAAUGUCAAGAUCCACAAGGCGUACCUCGUCUCUUGUGUCAACUCGCGAGCUUCGGAUCUGAAGGCCGCUGCCGAUGUGAUCAAGGGAAAGAAGAUUGCGCCAGGUGUGGAAUUUUACAUUGCAGCUGCAUCUUCAGUUGUCCAGCGCGAGUCAGAGGAGGCUGGUGACUGGGGCACCCUCCUUGCCGCUGGAGCCAAGCCUCUACCGGCAGGCUGUGGUCCCUGCAUCGGCCUGGGUGUCGGUCUGCUCGAAGACGGUGAAGUGGGCAUCUCCGCUACCAAUCGAAACUAUAAGGGUCGAAUGGGAUCGCCAAAGGCUCUUGCCUACCUGGCUAGUCCUGCCGUUGUAGCAGCCUCUGCUGUGGCAGGAAAGAUUUGCGGUCCUAGUGAGCUGGAUCCCGCAUCUCUUCCCGCAGGAGACGCUCUUCAAUUCUCGUACCAGGCGAACAAGGCUGCCGAAGCCGCUUCUGCCUCUCCUGCUGCUAGCCCAGAGGAGUCUGCAGGUGGUGAAUCGCUUCUUCCCGGCUUCCCCUCCUCUUUCAAGGGCCCACUGAUCUUUGCCCCUCAAGACAACCUGAAUACGGAUGGUAUCUACCCUGGAAAGUACACAUACCAAGAUGACAUCACACCCGAGAAGCAGGCCCAAGUGGUCAUGGAGAAUUACGAUCCCGACUUUGCCAAGCAAGUCGCCUCGCUCAACUCCUCUGCUGCGCCUGCCUCUGCAAGCAGUGAAGCCAAUGCUCCACGCCAGGGCGUGAUCCUCCUCGCUGGCUACAACUUUGGCACGGGUUCUUCUCGUGAGCAAGCCGCCACCGCCCUCAAGUACUCUGGUGUCCCCUUGGUGCUAGCGGGCUCUUUCGGAGACAUCUUCAAGCGAAAUGCCAUCAACAACGGUCUCGUCUGUCUGGAAUGCCCACAGCUCGUCGAAGACCUCACCGCCAGUCAUGCGCGGGACGGUCAGAGGGGUAAUGGCGGUAAAGGUCAAGGGGAGAUUUCCGUCUUGCUCAAGGGCUGGGAGAUGGAAGUGGAUACCAGGAGGGGAGAAGUAGUCAUUAAGAUGGAGGGUGGUGGAGAGAAGAGGUACGUCACUAGACCUGCUGGUGUGGGCAAGGCGGUGCAGGAUAUCUGGACAGCGGGGGGAAUGGAGCAGUGGGUCAAGAGGAGGAUAGAAGGCUCUUCUGCCUCGGCCUGAGGGUGAAGGGUGGAGAGUGGAGACUGGUCGGAGACAGGUGGCGUCCGUGUUUCCCUUGCAAAAAUUGUAUCAUCAUCAGCUUCUUGUCCAUCUCGGAGUGAGCAGACAGGGCAAGCAGCAUUGCAUCAACGAGGACCAAGGAGGGACCAUGCCGGCAGAAUCGCUCGAUCGAG